Messenger RNA from Schizosaccharomyces octosporus yFS286, 726 nucleotides. RefSeq lists its product as uncharacterized. Bases 1 to 726 code for a protein of 241 amino acids. The record is from RefSeq and is a predicted model, not a curated record. The transcript has 2 exons. Lineage: Eukaryota; Fungi; Ascomycota; Schizosaccharomycetes; Schizosaccharomycetales; Schizosaccharomycetaceae.
AUGCUUUUAAUAGAGGUAUUGAGAUCUAUCUCAUUGCUGCUUUACUUAGUGGUCCUACCAGGUAGAGCUCUUUGUAGCAAAGGGGAUUUUUGGAGAACCAAAGUAGAGCUUGAAGAGGCUGAAAGAGUUAACGAAGAAAACAAGUACCGCAUUUCGGCUUUUUGGUCUCUAGUAACGAAAAUGGAAGAUCGUUCUCUGAGUGGUUUAGACGGUCGGUACAUUAUUGUGGACGAUGAUAAACUUUACUUGGCACCUCUGUCAAAAGCGUCUGAAAAGAUGGUAUUCAGGUUCAAUUUGCACCAUCGAGGAUUCCUCGAACUCAAAAGUGGAAAUCGUGCCUAUGUCCCAGAAAAAUAUGGGCCUCUGAUUUAUCAUCCAGACCAUUGGACAAACGGUUUUUCCAUUGAUGUGCAAAAGGAAAAUCAAGUUUCUUCUUAUACUCCAUUUGUGCUCCAAUAUCUUAACUCUCCAUGGUUUUCAGCAUGUAAAGUAAAUCACGGAACAUGGCAGGUAUUCGUUGGGAAAAUGCAUGAAUGGAACGAUGGACUCUGCUACCCAAUGCAAUUGAUUAUGAAGCGAGAAGAUACGUGGUUACGCUUCAGUUUUAGUCACCGUAAGAAUCCUCUGGAUUGGACUCUCGUUCAGGAGUAUACAUAUUGGCCAGAUGGUUUGCCAGGGACAGGCUCUGAAUCUGCGAAAAGUGACAUCUUUGGGACCAAAUUAUAA